CCAAAGCAACCGUAUCGCAGACGAACAAAGAACAGGAAAGAGAGAGGGGGUCUAAUGGCGGAGGAAGAGGAAGUGAAGCUACUGGGGCUGUGGUCGAGCCCUUUUAGCUGUCGGAUAGAGAUGGCCCUCAAGCUCAAAGGUGUUCCGUACAAAUACUUGGAAGAAGACUUGGAAAACAAGAGCCCACUGCUCUUGCAGCUGAACCCGGUUCACAAGAAGAUCCCGGUUUUCGUCCACAACGGCAAACCGAUCGCCGAGUCGCUCGUGAUCCUCGAUUACAUCGAUGAAACAUGGAAACACAACCCGAUUCUUCCUCAAGAUCCGUACGAGAGAGCCAUGGCUCGGUUCUGGGCCAGAUUCAUCGACGAACAGGUUUUGCUUACGGGGCUCAAGAUCGUGGCGCAGACAGGACGGGAGAGAGAGGCCGCGGUCGAGGCGACGAGAGAUUUGGUGAAGUUUUUGGAGAAGGAGCUGAAAGGUAAAGACUUUUUCGGGGGGGAAAGCUUUGGGUACUUGGACAUGGUGGCAACGUUGGUGGCAUUUUGGCUGAUGAGAUCGGACGAUCUUGUCGGAGUCGAGGUUCUUCCCGAGGAGAAGUUCCCGGAGAUUCACAGAUGGGUGAAGAAGUUGUCGGAGAUCCCUGUCGUGAAGGAAUGCGUUCCUCCCAAGGAUAAACACGUCCAGUACUUGAGGGCUCGUUUGGAAAGGAUCAAAUCGGCCUGAGAACCGUGCCGAAGUCUCGAUCUGAAUCAAACUCAGAAAUCGUCGAUCUUAACGGCCGGAAUCUGUGUACUAGAAUACUUCUGUUUGAGCUCCAUGAUGUCAAUGUCCGUAAGAAUCUGUGUUUUUUUUUAAAUAACGUUUCGAAGAAA
Molecule: messenger RNA, 872 nt
Organism: Tarenaya hassleriana
Lineage: Eukaryota; Viridiplantae; Streptophyta; Magnoliopsida; Brassicales; Cleomaceae
Product: glutathione S-transferase U7-like
Exons: 2
Coding region: 55-723 (222 amino acids)
Biological process (GO): glutathione metabolic process
Cellular component (GO): cytoplasm
Molecular function (GO): glutathione transferase activity
Source: RefSeq, a predicted model, not a curated record